ACGCAUCUAAUAUUUUUGUGUUUUAGGGUUAGGUUCGGAUAGAGGUUCGGUUGAAGACUUUUAAGCCCAAAGAUAAGCACCUUCCAUGCCCCAUCCACCACCCACCACUACAAAGCAACCCCACUUCUGUUUUUUCUUCUUCUCACCCUUUUUUUUCUUGAGAAAAUAAAGUUUUCCUAGAAAGUUUUUCUCUUUUUCUUUCUGCUAAAACUGGCUCUAAAUGAUCAGUAUUGAUCAAGAAACAACUGUUAGAGAAAUCAAACCAAAAAGCAGAAGAAUCAUGGGAGGACGAGGUCUAGAUGAUGAUGAUGAUAAAGAGGAUGUGAAGUGGCCGCCAUGGCUGCGACCACUGCUUCAAACACCCUUUUUUGUUCAGUGCAAGCUCCAUGCAGAUGCUCAUAAGAGUGAGUGCAAUAUGUAUUGCUUGGAUUGCAUGAAUGGUGCUCUUUGUUCUCUUUGCCUUGCUUAUCACAGAGACCAUAGAGCUAUUCAGAUAAGGAGAUCCUCAUACCAUGAUGUGAUAAGGGUUUCUGAGAUUCAGAAAUUCUUAGACAUAACAGGGAUUCAAACCUACAUUAUCAACAGUGCCAGGAUUGUUUUCUUGAAUGAGAGGCCCCAGCCUAGGCCCGGCAAAGGUGUCACCAAUACCUGCCAAGUCUGCGAGCGUAGCCUCCUUGAUUCCUUCAGCUUUUGUUCUCUUGGUUGCAAGAUCGUUGGGACAUCCAAGAACUUCAUCAGGAAAAAGAAAAUGUGCAAGGAAACAGACGGGUCAGAUGCCGAGUCAUUGAAUGGUGUGAGCAAUGGGAGUUAUACCAAGAGCAAACUACAUAGCUUUACGCCGCCGCCAACAGCCGUUAACUACAGGACUGCCAAAAGGAGGAAGGGAAUUCCUCAUCGAGCUCCAAUGGGAGGUCUCAUCAUAGAAUACUAAUAUUAAUAAGAAAAAUUAUUAUAGCUUUUUUUUCUCCACUGAUAUAGCAAACAAUGUCGACACCUGAGCCUUAUUCCUUUGAGGCCGGUGUUGGAAACUAAAUUAUACCGAUAUUAUUGUACACAGAAAUGGGCAAAAUAAAAACAAUAAUAAUAAUAAAGAAAAAUGUGGAAAAAAAAAAAAGAGAUUAGAUCAAAAUUUAGGACAUGGGUUGGAUAGUAAGAUCAGUAGCUUGAUGUGUAGGCUUUUGAUACUGUUUCUUUUACAGAACUCUUUACUGUAUUGUGGGGUUUAAAAUGUGUAUAUAUUUAUUUUAUAUAUAUAGAAGUUGGAUGUAUUAUAAGAAAAAUGUUCUGUGAAAAUGAAAUGAAUGGAGUGAGUAGACAAUCCAUAAAA
Durio zibethinus is the source of this 1327-nucleotide messenger RNA. Its product is annotated as protein RGF1 INDUCIBLE TRANSCRIPTION FACTOR 1-like. The record is from RefSeq and is a predicted model, not a curated record. NCBI's taxonomy places the organism in Eukaryota, Viridiplantae, Streptophyta, Magnoliopsida, Malvales, Malvaceae.